AUGUUUGCAUUGCCUAUAAUUGAUAUUACUGCCAGUCAUAUGCGUGCAUCUAUAGAUGUGCAUGAAUUGGAGAUAACUGACAUGUUUGUUCCUCUCUGUCCGGAGUGUGGCAUUCUUCCUCUCAAUUUGCCUGCAAUUUGCAAGGGUGCAUAUCAGUUGUCACACUUUGGCCAGUACUACGUAAAGUGUCCUGGGUAUAUUUCUCCGGAAGCACGAGAGGCUGGUGGUGUUCCGACGUGCAACUACUUUCGUUGGCUCACUGCGGAAAGAGUGCUGCAGAUAAUCUACAACAACCCAGAGUGGGAGGUUGAAGACUAUCUGCGACAGAAGAGAAAGAUGCAGAGCACCUUCAGCGUGUCGGGCGCAUCAAGCUCAUGGACGAUCUGCCGUAUUGAGGGCUGCAGUACCAGAGGCAGCAAGAUGUGCGGGUUCUGUAAGACGCACUGCCAUGAGUCGGGUCGUCAGAAUGUGUGCGGCCCCCAUGGGUAUCGUCCUGUUGGCCUUACACCGAAGGCAUCACGGGGAUCGACGGCAUCAUCCAGUGUGACCAUGCAGACUACCGGAACACCUGUGAUAGGUGCUCCACCCGAUGGCAUCGACAAUCGUGAGGAGUUUGCGCGACACCUUGAUGUGGACUGGGGGCGACAUCUCAUCAAAGAUGCUGGGUAUCCGGUGCAGUCUCGGAUGCCUGCACCAGCUUCAGGGCUUGCAGUCGUGACACCGGCUGAUGCCGUACAGCCGAUGGUGGAUCGCGUGAAGCGCAGGGAUCAAGAGUUGGCAGAGAAGGAGCAUACGAUUAAGGUGACUAUCUUUGUGAAGAAUGACCAGGCAGCAGAGCACUUCAAGAUUGCGGUUUUAUCAAAGGAUUGGCCGAUGUUCAGCCCCAAAAAGUAUGCUAUCAUUGCGCGUGCAUGUGGGAUUGCUGCUGGAGAGCUCAAAUACUUCCAGAGGUAUGAAGAAGGUGUAUGGGUCAACUAUGACGAGAAGAUCCGCAUUCGCAAGGAUGAAAAUGUUGUUCUGCGCUUGUUAGGGGUACAGGUUUGCCAAGGCUUCGAAACUAAGAAGAGGCCGCGGUCUUCAUCACCUACCUCUGGUGUUCAGUCGAAGGACCAACCUAGUCCAACGAAAACGGUUCGAACGAUGCAAGGUCGCAUUGCAUCGACAACAUACGUCCUACAAACAACAGGGUCUUCAAGUUCUACCACCACCAUAAGCCUAGUGGAAGACAUGACUCUCAUCGACUUGAGCAUCAGUGAUGAUGAUGACGAUGACCUAUAUGUGCCCAUAGCACCUGUUCAGGAGAGCAUGGAACUGCCAGCUGUGACCGGUCGAAAUCUCAGCAAUGCUGAGGCCAACACCCCUGGUCGUGGCGAUGGGAUUGCUUGGCCAUUUAAAUGGGCCAUCGACCAGCAUGAGUGCUUUGCUCAGAUUGAAGAGCUUCUUAAGACGGAGAAAGACAUGAAGGUAGCACAAGCGUUUCUCAAAGUUGUGCCGCAAUCCAGCCAUUGGGUGGAAGGCACUUGGCACCACCAUUAUACUGCUUGGAAGGCCAUCAAGGAUAACAUGCACCACCCACUUCGUAAGGCGCUAGUAAAGGCGAUUCAAGCAGGUCGAACGGAGGAUGGAAAAUGGUCUCCUUUUGCUUUGAGAAAGUAG
Messenger RNA from Desarmillaria tabescens, 1656 nucleotides. RefSeq lists its product as uncharacterized. Bases 1 to 1656 code for a protein of 551 amino acids. The transcript is spliced from 8 exons. The record is from RefSeq and is a predicted model, not a curated record. NCBI's taxonomy places the organism in Eukaryota, Fungi, Basidiomycota, Agaricomycetes, Agaricales, Physalacriaceae.